GGUGCUAUGAUAAAAAUAGGACUAACAGAUGAGUUGUCAAUGAGCCCUGAGUACUGUUCAGCUAAUGCCUACACAUUGGAGAGGGCUCUACCUCAGAUUGAGCUCAAAACCAAACCCUGACGGAAGUGAUGAAAUUGGUUAACAGCCGGCAGUAGUUCUUACGUGAAGAUGACGGGCAGCUGGGGUUCAGUGCGCCUGCGUGGUGGUGCGCGCAUGCGUACCGUCCUCCCGCCUUUUCCUGUGUCGCUUGUAAUUUGCCUCCCUGAAGCGGCGCUCAGAAAUCAUACUUGCUCCUGGGGAGUUUAAUGAGGAUGCUGAGGCCUGAGGUCCCAUCAACCUCGCCCUCAGCCCCUGCGGCUUCCAGCUCAUCACUAGAUAUGCGGUCACAGGCUCCCCGCUAUAAUUUCGGACUCCAGCAGACGCCUCAGAGCCGCACCUCCGCCCAGGCCUCGUCAUCCACCCCUCCAGGCACGUCUGGAGCCGCAGGCGACCAGAGCAGCAGUGGCACUUUUCCUCAGAGCACACUAAGCGCCCCGCCUGCUCAAGGUUCAUACUUUGGAAACAAAAGAUCUUAUGCAGAAAAAACGUUUGCGUCAAAUUUUACUUCGGGUACAAGUUCAUCUGCACGAGAUAGUAAUUAUCCUCAAAUGCUAAAAACUCCACGGUCUGCUGGAAAUCCCCAGAGAUCAGGUUAUAAAAAUUGGAUACCGCAAAUGGGAUAUUCAGCUACAUCCUCAUCUUCAGUUUCUGCACACUCCCCAUCAGUUAUUGUGGCUGUUGUAGAAGGGAGAGGACUUGCCAGAGGUGAAAUAGGAAUGGCAAGUAUUGAUUUAAAAAGCCCUCAAAUUAUAUUAUCUCAGUUUGCAGAUAAUACAACAUAUGCAAAGGUAAUCACCAAACUCAAAAUUUUAUCACCUUUGGAAAUAAUAAUGUCAAAUACUGCUUGUGUUGUGGGGAAUUCGACCAAGUUGUUUACUCUGAUCACAGAAAAUUUCAAGAAUGUUAAUUUCACUACUAUCCAAAGGAAAUACUUCAAUGAAACAAAAGGAUUAGAGUACAUCGAACAGUUAUGCAUAGCAGAAUUCAGCACUGUGCUAAUGGAGGUUCAGUCCAAGUAUUACUGCCUUGCAGCUGUUGCAGCUUUAUUAAAAUAUGUUGAAUUUAUUCAAAAUUCAGUUUAUGCACCAAAAUCUCUGAAGAUUUGUUUCCAGGGUAGUGAACAGACAGCCAUGAUAGAUUCAUCAUCAGCCCAAAACCUUGAGUUAAUAAUUAAUAAUCAAGAUUGUAGAAAUAACCACACACUCUUUGGUGUUCUAAAUUAUACUAAAACUCCCGGAGGAAGUAGAAGACUUCGUUCUAAUAUAUUGGAACCUCUAGUUGAUACUCAAACCAUUAACAUGAGAUUAGAUUGUGUUCAAGAACUACUUCAAGAUGAGGAACUCUUUUUUGGACUUCAGUCAGUUAUAUCAAGAUUUCUUGAUACAGAGCAGCUUCUUUCUGUUUUAGUCCAAAUUCCAAAGCAAGACACGGUUAAUGCAGCUGAAUCAAAGAUAACAAAUUUAAUAUACCUAAAACAUACGUUGGAACUUGUGGAUCCUUUAAAGAUUGCCCUGAAGAACUGUAACACACUUUUAUUAAGAGCUUACUGUGGUUCUUUGGAAGAUGAGAGGUUUGGAAUCAUACUUGAAAAGAUUAAAACAGUAAUUAAUGAUGAUGCAAGAUAUAUGAAAGGAUGCCUGAACAUGAGAACUCAGAAGUGUUAUGCAGUGAGGUCUAACAUAAAUGAAUUUCUUGACAUUGCUAGGAGAACAUAUACAGAGAUUGUAGAUGACAUAGCAGGAAUGAUAUCACAGCUUGCAGAAAAAUACAAUCUUCCGUUAAGAACGAGUUUUAGCUCUGCUCGAGGAUUUUUCAUCCAGAUGACUACAGACUGUACAGCCCUACCCAAUAAUCAACUUCCUUCAGAAUUUAUUAAGAUUUCUAAAGUGAAAAAUUCUUACAGCUUUACAUCAACAGAUUUAAUUAAAAUGAAUGAAAGAUCCCAAGAGUCUUUGAGAGAAAUCUAUCACAUGACUUACAUGAUAGUGUGCAAACUGCUUAUUGAGAUUUAUGAACAUAUUCAUUGCUUAUAUAAACUAUCUGACACUGUGUCAAUGCUGGAUAUGCUACUAUCAUUUGCUCAUGCAUGCACUCUUUCUGACUAUGUUCGGCCAGAGUUCACUGAUACUUUAGCAAUCAAACAAGGAUGGCAUCCCAUUCUUGAAAAAAUAUCUGUGGAAAAACCUGUUGCCAACAAUACCUAUAUUACAGAAGGGAGUAAUUUUUUGAUCAUAACUGGACCAAAUAUGAGUGGGAAAUCCACAUAUUUAAAACAGAUUGCUCUUUGUCAGAUUAUGGCCCAGAUUGGAUCAUAUGUACCAGCAGAAUAUUCUUCCUUUAGAAUCACUGAACAGAUUUUUACAAGAAUCAGUACUGAUGAUGAUAUUGAAACAAAUUCAUCAACAUUUAUGAAGGAAAUGAAGGAGAUUGCUUAUAUUCUACAUAAUGCUAAUGACAAAUCACUCAUAUUGAUUGAUGAACUUGGCAGAGGUACUAAUACAGAAGAAGGUAUUGGUAUUUGUUAUGCUGUUUGUGAAUAUCUGCUGAGCUUAAAGGCAUAUACACUGUUUGCUACACAUUUCCUGGAACUAUGCCAUAUAGAUGUCCUAUAUCCUAAUGUAGAAAACAUGCAUUUUGAAGUUCAACAUGUAAAGAACACCACAAGAAAUAAAGAAGCAAUCUUGUAUACCUACAAACUUUCUAAGGGACUCACAGAAGAAAAAAAUUACGGAUUACAAGCUGCAGCGGUGUCUUCACUCCCUCCAUCUAUUGUCUUGGAUGCCAAAAAAAUCACAACUCAAAUUACCAGACAAAUUUUGCAAAAUCAAAGGAGUACUCCUGAGAUGGAAAGACAGAGGGCUGUGUACCAUCUAGCUACCAGGCUUGUUCAAACUGCUCGAAAUUCUCAAUUGGAUCCAGACAGUUUACGAAUAUAUUUAAGCAAUCUCAAAAAGAAGUAUGAAGCAGAUUUUUCCAGCGUUGAACAAGUUUCAGGAAAGACUGAAUAAUAACAAUUCACAUCUUACACUAAUAAAAUAUCUUUAUAUAAAGAAUCUAGAAUUCAUUUUUUCCCAAGAGUCAAAGAAAUAUUUGCAAAAUUUUAUAUCUUAAUUAAAAAUUAUAUUAAACUGAAAAUUAUAUAUUCUACAGAAGAAAAUAUUUAUACUAACAAAUGAAAACUACUUAAAGGACUGAUUUUUAUGUUAGAAAAAAUUCAGUAUAAUAUGACACUUUUUUCUCAUACAUGAAAACUCAUUAAGUCUUAUGUUUAUUUAUAGUUAUAAGUUAUGGUUUAAGGUGUUAUUGUAAAUACCUUAGUUAAAAACAAACUUUCUUUGUAGGCCUGGAAACUUAUGUGAGUUUUCUUUUAUGCUCUAUUCUCAGCAAUAAUUUCUUAAUUAGUACCCCAAAUUCCAAUAGUGGAUGCUUCUGAAGUUUGUUAGACUGAUAUUGGGAAUUUUAAAGUUUUUUUUGACAUUCAGUAUAGUUCUAAAGGGUGAAAAUAAAUAGAUAUUUUGCAAUGCAAAAUUUUGUAAUGCAGAGUGUUCUUGGAAGAGGGAAUCACCAUCACCAUCCCUUUCAGUUUUCCAAAUAGCCAGAUAUUCCAUUUUCUACUCUCAAACCUCUUUUCUUUCCCAGGUUUUCAUUUUGGCCAUCUUUUCUGGGUGAGUAACCCCACAGCAACAGAAAAAUAAUACUGCUUUGUUUGCCUCAGCUGUUGGUUCACAAAGGAUAUUUUAUAGAAAUGUUUUUCCAUGGGUAUGUGGUUUAUACCACCAUUUCAGAGUUUACCCAAAGGUCAUUCUUGUUGCAUAAAUGGACCAAAGAAAAUGGAAGACCAUCAGUUGUUCAGUAAUUGUAAAGAGCUGUUGUCUUGUCAAAUACCUUAUUUCUACAAUUCUAUCUCAGUAGAUGAUUUACUCAUAUAAUCCCCAUCCCCAAAUCCUAAAACAAGGAAGUUACUCUUUUCUUGGAUAACUAAGGAUUUGAAACUCGGGUAUAUAUUCAGUGAGCUACAAAAUUCAUAGUAAUUUGGCCAAAAUAAUUAUUCACAGACUGGUGAGGGACCUACUCUUUGUUAAUAUAUGCAUAUUUUAAAAUUAGUAUUAAUAUUUUCCACAUUGAACUCUUUCUCAUCAUUCUAAGUACAUAUUAGUUGUUAGAUAUACUGAAAAAGUUAUAAUUUGGAUGACAUGCAUACUCUUCUGUAAAAAUAAAUGUAAAGUAGUAUUAGUGUUUAUAUUUGAUAUGUAUUAAAUGUCCUAUUAGACUAUUUAUAUUUCCUAUUGUCGUGUUUUAGAAAGAGUAUAUUUGAGUAAAAGAACCCAGCCCAAGAGGUUUCAUGCUAUAUGAUUCCAUUUGUUGGACAUUAUGGAGAAAAAACAGAAAACUGUAGGGAAAGAAUGCUUAACCAUUCCCAGUGAUUGCUAGGUUAAAGUUAGGGCUCAGGGAAGGAUUUGACUACAACAGAGUACUGAGGAAAUUAUUUGGAGUUUGAAUUUGAUAGUUAGCCACAUUUUAAUUCAAAGCCUUUGAAAUGAAUUACAUUUUAUGCACUCAUUCCUAAAAGCAGAUAAUUUAGGCUUGUAGCAUAUUUCUAGAAGGCACUGAGGGAGGAGGAAAAAGUUGGUGGCAGAUUAUUUGGAAGGGUAGGGAAGAAAAAGGAGGAGAAAUAGAAGGCAGAGGGAAAUAGGUAAAUAAAACAGGUGCAAAGUGCUAAGUACACUGAGUAUCAUUUCCUCAAAUAUAUUAACUUGACUUUAGAUUUAACCCCAAUAUUAGAUUCCACCAAACUUUUAAUCAUUUAGAGUUUUUACUGCAAAAACUCUUUAAUCCCUUUUAUUUUAGAUUUGGAAUACCGAAAUAAAAAUAGCUUUAUAUCUUCUUAAUAUUUAAUUUUUACUCCUUUGUUUUGUGUGUUGCAGAAACAUUCAAAAAAUUAAAUGAAGAUGUAAUUAUUAUGUCAGGGUAUUAUAGAAUAGAGGCGAAUACUAGGGAGACAGUCAUUCUUUAAUUUUAAGGUCUAUUUGCUCUACUUCUUUGCCUUUGCCUUUCUCUAAAAUUGUAGAUCAUUAUCUCAUAAUUCAGCUUUUUAAUAUAAAUGUUCAUAAUAUUAUAGCAAACGCCUUCAGUUUCUACCUCAAAACCAUUUUUUUUAGUCUGUUCUCACUUAAGGUAGAAUUUUCCAUGGCUAGGGGUAAGGUAUAUAGGAAUAGAGGAAAAGGGUAGCUACCCAGCCUAUCCUUGUGCUUAGGAAGUAAUAUAUAUAUUUUUGAGUUUAAGUACAGUAAAAUUAACCCUUUCUUAGUGAGCAGUUUUAUGAAUUUUAGCAUGUUUAUGAAUUCAUGAAACCAGAAGCACAACCAAGAUACUGAACAGUUCUCUAUCACCUCCAAAUAAUUUCCUCAGUAUUCCCUUUUAUAGUCAGAUCCUUCGCUGAGCCCUAACUUUAAUCUAGCAAUCACGGGGACGCUUCAGCAUUCUUUUCCUAUAGUUUUCUGUCAGAAUGCUCAACAAAUGGAAUCAUAUAGCAUGAAACCUUUUGAACUGGCUUCUUUUACUCAGCAUAAUGCAUUUUGAAUUUAUCAAGUUGUGCCUUUCUUUUGCUGACUAUUAUUCCAUUGUUUGUGUACACCCCAGUUUAUCCACUCAUUGAAGGACAAGUGGGUUUCCAGUU
This is a messenger RNA of Manis pentadactyla (Chinese pangolin), 5776 nucleotides long. It is a transcript of the gene MSH4, whose product is annotated as mutS homolog 4. The coding region runs from base 306 to 3107 and encodes 933 amino acids. Gene Ontology annotation, molecular function: ATP-dependent DNA damage sensor activity; ATP binding; mismatched DNA binding. The transcript has 20 exons. Gene Ontology annotation, cellular component: nucleus. NCBI's taxonomy places the organism in Eukaryota, Metazoa, Chordata, Mammalia, Pholidota, Manidae. Gene Ontology annotation, biological process: reciprocal meiotic recombination; mismatch repair. The record is from RefSeq and is a predicted model, not a curated record.